AUGCCUUCAUUUGUUGAUUACGAUGAGUCAACCGUUGACUAUUGGGAGCCAGAUGAGCGCAACAACAUUUGCAUGUCACAGACCCACUUCUCCAAGCCAUUGCUUCUCAGCUCAUCCAAUCCAACCCACCAGAUCCCUACUCUUGCCAUCCCAAACUCCGCCACUGAAACCCUCAACCCACCCACAAAUUCUACACCCAAAGCUCGUUUGCACCAACAAGAACAGCAAGAAGAACAGCAGCUGCACGCCCACUCAAUUACCUCCUCCCUCCUCUCCCGCAUCGAAGCCCUCGAAGCCUCUCUUCACCGCUACUCUUCCUAUCGUUCUCAGUCUUCGUAUUCGCGCUCUCUCAGAGACUCAGCUGCUCGAGUUAUUCAAACCCACUUCCGUGCCUUCCUUGUUCGCAGAUCACGAACCCUCAGGCAGCUCAAAGACCUCGCCUUUAUCAAGUCUGCUUUCAACUCUCUCAAAUCCUCCAUUUCCAAUGAUACCCACUUCGAUUUUCACGCCGUUUCUCAAAAAGCCAUCGACUUGCUUCUUAAGCUGGACUCUAUUCAGUGUGGUGAUCCGAUUGUUAGGGACGGAAAAAGGUCUAUUAGCAGAGAUUUGGUUCGGUUCAUGGAGUUCAUUGAUGGGGUUGUCAUGAAAAGGCAUGGGCUUUCACUGAAAGCAGUGAAGAAUGCGAGGUUUGGUCAAAAUGUUAACAAAUCUAGGGUUUUGCCCACCAAGUGUGAUGAUUUGGGAAGGGAUCAGAGGGAAAUGAUUGGUAAAUUGAGGGAUAGAAUUGAGAAGAUUCGUGGGUUUGCUAGAGUUUCUGAGAAUGAUGAGGAAGAUGUGGAGCUUGAAGGGUUUCAACAUGUCAGUGAUGAAGAUGAAGAAAACCUUAUGACUCGAUUUAAAAAUGGGGUAUUGGUGAAAAGGCAUGGGCUUCAACCUAAGGUGAAGAAAAAUGUGAGCUUUGCAGAGAAUGGGAAUGUGUAUAGGGUCUUUAGCAACUCUGAUGAACCAGUUUCAAGUGGAGAUGGGAGUGAUUCUAGUGAUGAUCAUGGAGAGCUUGUGGAGAACCUUCGCAGUGAGGUUGAAGAUGUUAAGGGCUUUGCUCAGGAGACUGAGGAUGAUGAUGAGGCACACACCGAGAAUGAUGGAUCACCGCAGGCCAGUGAUGGAGAAAGAAACCCCAGAGCCAGAAUGACUCAGAGAAGAGAAGACAUCUAUGAAACCAAAGUCCAUGAUCUGGGCCGGAAUGGUUAUUUGCUAUUCUCUGCUCCUUUGCCUGUGAAGAUGGAGUCUAAAGCAGAUAUCAUAAAGAGAAACAAGGCUGUGAAACUAGUAAAAUGAAGGGCUGUAACCUGAAUUUAUGUUUUAGGUUCUCCAAAUUUUUUGUGGCUAUGGGGGUGGAUAUUAGGUCUUCGCAAUUGUAUUUUCCACAAAUGUUUCUGAUUAUUAGGUUAGAUUGAUUAGAAGAUCACCAUGAAAUAGAUGUGUAGUGUUUGUCCGACCCUUCCUGUCUACUGCUGAGAGAGGGGGUACCAUAUCUAUUCUGCAGAUGUAACCAUACCCCUGAAGAUUCUAUGUUUUUUGGAUGAUGACUUUAACCAAGUUUCUUUUGCAAUGUUGACUUAUGAAUAGGGCUUACA
Molecule: messenger RNA, 1637 nt
Organism: Prunus persica (peach)
Lineage: Eukaryota; Viridiplantae; Streptophyta; Magnoliopsida; Rosales; Rosaceae
Product: BAG family molecular chaperone regulator 8, chloroplastic
Exons: 3
Coding region: 1-1338 (445 amino acids)
Biological process (GO): protein folding
Cellular component (GO): plasmodesma
Source: RefSeq, a predicted model, not a curated record